CUCCCCGCGGGCCCGCCCGCGCGGCCACGGGUUCGGGGCCAGGGCCCGGUUCAGGCUCGGCCGAGCCCGCGCAGUUCGGCCCGGUCGCCGCGGGGGGCGGUUCGGAGCCGAGGCCCCGCCAUGGAGCGCCCCGGCGGGCCGGUCGGCCUGGAGGCGGCGGAGCCCCGAGCCGAGCGGCGGCCCUCGGGGACCCGCAGAGUGGGCGGUAUUGUGAAACCUCGUCUGACCUAUAGCAGAGAGCUAGAAAUGAAAACUACCCUUCAGGAACUGCUAAUCUACAUAAUUUUCCUUACAGAUCUAUGUAUAUUGACAUUUGGCAUGGUGAACACAGACAUGUAUUACCUGAACAAAGUUAUGUCAAAUCUCUUUCUGGAAACCUCUGUGUCUGAGACAGAUAGAAGUUCCUUCAAGACCAUAGGCAGCAUGGUUGAUUUCUGGAAGUUUACAGAAGGACCCCUGCUUGAUGGUCUGUACUGGGACACAUGGUACAACAACAACACAUUGACAAGCCACAGAAACAGCAGUCAUGUUUACUACGAGAACUUACUUUUAGGAGUAGCCCAGAUUCGUCAGCUAAAAGUCCGCAACAACACGUGUGCCAUCUAUCCCUAUUUCCGAACAUUUCUGAAAGAGUGUUAUCAUGAAUACCGCUAUGUAGCUGAAGAUAAAUCUGAUUUUGGUCUAAAGAAUGGGUCUGUAUGGAUGUAUUCCUCUGCUUCCUCAUUAGCCCCCUGGCACUGGGGAGCUAUUGGCCUUUACAGCGGCGGAGGAUUUAUGUUCACCUUACCUAAAUCAAAGGCUGAGAGCAUAAGGAAGCUUGCGUUUCUCAGACGUAACGGCUGGCUCACUAGAGGAACAAGAGUCGUAUUUAUUGACUUCUCAGUGUAUAAUGCUAACAUAAACCUCUUCUGUGUAGUCAGGUUGGUAGUGGAAUUCCCAGCCACUGGUGGUGCUCUUCCUUCUUCGCAGUUUUACUCAGUAAAGCUUCUCAGAUACGUCACUUACUACGAUUAUUUCCUUGCCUCUUGUGAAGUCAUCUUUUGCCUCUUCAUCUUUGCUUUCAUCAUCCAAGAAAUUUUAAAAGUUAAAAAACUGAAAACAGAAUAUUUUAAAAGUGCCUGGAACUGGCUGGACAUGCUGCUGGUGUCGCUGUCUAUCUUUGCCAUUGCCUUCAAUAUGUAUCGUACUGUAGAGGUGUCCUUGCUGAUGGAAAGCCUGCUCUCUAAUGCCUAUGUGUAUCCAGACUUUUAUUUCCUUGCAUACUGGCAAACCCGUUACAACAACAUGAUUGCUAUCAAUGUCUUCUUUGCAUGGAUAAAGAUAUUUAAGUACAUAAGCUUUAACAAGACGAUGACUCAGCUGUCCUCCACUUUAUCCCGCUGUGCCAAAGACAUAAUUGGAUUUGCCAUCAUGUUCUUCAUCAUAUUCUUUGCAUACGCACAGUUAGGCUACCUGGUCUUCGGGUCACAAGUCGAUGAGUUUUCCACUUUUCAGAACUGCAUUUUUACACAGUUUCGCAUAGUGCUGGGUGAUUUUAACUUUGCAAGCAUAGAGCAAGCCAACCGAAUUCUCGGCCCCAUCUACUUCAUCACAUUCGUGUUCUUUGUGUUCUUUGUAUUGCUGAACAUGUUCUUGGCUAUUAUUAAUGACACAUAUUCAGAAGUGAAAGCUGACUUCGCAGUGAUACCAAGUAAAGAAUUUGAGAUCAGUGACCUCAUUAGACAGAGUUACAAUAAAGCCCUUGUGAAACUCCGGCUGAAGAAAUCAAAGAUGGAGGAUUUGUAUCCAGGAGGUGGAAGCUUGCAAAGCAUGAAAACCAAAGGACAUUCUGCCUCCAAAACAGACAAUGCUCUGAAGCUUUCCAGAAGAUCUAGUGUGGACGAGAAGGGUUAUCUAAAGUCACCACAGCUACAGCAGUGGAAGGAGAAGUUUAACCAGAAGUAUCACUCUGCUGAGAAUAAGGAAUUGGCUGCGGCUCCUCAGGACCAAGUCUCUCCUCAGGAAUUUCAGCAACUUUUCAGAUAUGCGACGGAACUGGAGAAGCGACUAAACGAGGUUAACACAAAGCUGAGCAGAGUUCUGAAAGGCAUGCCUGACCUGAAAGGCUCUCCAGACAAGAAACAGAGAUAGUGAGCUGCAGAGAGACAAAUUGCACAAAACAAAUCAUAUAUUCCAAAGCUUUCCAAGCAUGCUGGCAAGUGCUAGCUCUGAAAGAACACAGACGCUAGGGAAGAUGGAAGGCCAUUCAACUACAGUGCCAAGUUCUCAAAUGUCAUGAAAAAUAAAUAAAAUCUGCUGAUUUUUAUCUGUAUGCCUGCUAAAUGACUGACUUAUUCAGCAUACAGGAUACUGGCGGGCGGUAAAGCUUUCUAUUGUUAU
Molecule: messenger RNA, 2379 nt
Organism: Dermochelys coriacea (leatherback sea turtle)
Lineage: Eukaryota; Metazoa; Chordata; Testudines; Dermochelyidae
Gene: PKD2L2
Product: polycystin 2 like 2, transient receptor potential cation channel
Exons: 15
Coding region: 121-2130 (669 amino acids)
Biological process (GO): detection of mechanical stimulus
Cellular component (GO): membrane
Molecular function (GO): calcium ion binding; calcium channel activity
Source: RefSeq, a predicted model, not a curated record